AUGACUGAGAAACAAUCCAACCAGACAUACGACCCCGAAGCCAAGAUGGGCGAGGUGGCUCAGGAAAUUGACCUGAAUGCGGAGAAGAGCUACGUGCGCAAGGUGGACCUCUUCCUGCUGCCGCUACUAUGCUUGAUGUACUUCUUCGAUUGCAUGGACAGGAGCAACCUGGCAAACGCAAAGACAGAUGGACUAGAGCAUGAUCUCAAUCUCAAGGGAAAUGAGUACUCGCUGAUCGUCCUGCUCUUUUACAUCCCAUUUGGGCUCUGCGAUCUGCCAUGGAACCUGUUGCUCAAGCGAUAUUCUGGGCGAAUCAUGUUGUCGUUAAUGACCGUGGUCUGGAGCAUCCUCGCCCUAUGCCAGUGUGCCGCCAAGAGCUUUGGAGCAAUGCUAGCUAUUCGGAUUAUCUUGGGCGUAUUUGAGGCGGGCUUUUUCGCCGGUGCAACCUUCUACUUCACCCUGUUCUACACCCGCGGUGAAAUGGGUUUCCGACUGGCCAUCAUGCAAUCUUUCGCCGUAUUGGCCUCGGCCUUCAGCGGUCUGAUCUCCUUCGGGGUCUUCCAAAUCAACGACCCGGCUGUGCACGGUUGGCAAUGGUUGUUCAUCAUCGAAGGAUCCAUGACGCUUUUGACGGGAAUAAUUGGAUUCUGGUGGCUCCCCGACCGACCCCAGACAGCCUGGUUCUUGAACGAGCGAGAACGCAAAGCGGCCACGAAUCGUCUGCUGCGCGAUACAUCGUCCGAAGUCGAGACCGGACUGGACCUGAAGGCCGCAUUCCAGACAUGGAAAGACUGGAAGUUCCCCAUCUGGUGUAUCAUCACUUUCACGUAUCCGGUGGCCUACGCGACGGCGAUGAAUUUCUUUCCGCUGAUCGUCCAACGACUGGGGUUUUCCACGGUAAAGACGAAUCUGUGGACCGUUGCGCCGAAUCUCGUCGGCGCGGUAAUCCUUCUCUGCGUAGCCAAAUCGUCCGAUUAUUUCCGGGAGCGAGGAUUCCACAUUGUCUUUUCUCUGAUAUUGUCACUGAUCGGGAUGAUUAUCCUCGCGACGAUCGAUGUUCUUGCUAACAAAGGCGUCGCGUACUUUGCCUGCUUCCUGAUGGCGGCGGGCGCGUACAUCCCGUCGUGUCUGGUGCAUGCCUGGCACAACAACAACAACGUGCACGAGAACUCCCGAGCGGCGAAUACCGGAUUCUUUGUAGGCCUGGGCAAUCUUGCGGGGGUGUUAAGCGCGGCGACCUUUCGCACGGAAUAUGCGCCCAAAUACAUCCCCACCCUCCUAUCGACGUGCUGCUGCAACGGCGUGUGCAUCGUCUUCGCCACGGGCCUCGCAGUCUGGAUGCGACUAGAAAACCGACGACGAGAUCAGACGCAGGGAAUGCGACGGCGCGGCGAAGACGUCGAUACCCGGCAAUUAUCAGCGGGGGAGGCCAGUGCCGAUUGGAGAUACUUUCUAUAG
Aspergillus affinis is the source of this 1458-nucleotide messenger RNA. RefSeq names its product MFS general substrate transporter. Gene Ontology annotation, molecular function: transmembrane transporter activity. NCBI's taxonomy places the organism in Eukaryota, Fungi, Ascomycota, Eurotiomycetes, Eurotiales, Aspergillaceae. The coding region runs from base 1 to 1458 and encodes 485 amino acids. Gene Ontology annotation, biological process: transmembrane transport. The transcript has 7 exons. Gene Ontology annotation, cellular component: membrane. The record is from RefSeq and is a predicted model, not a curated record.